Messenger RNA from Linum trigynum, 1167 nucleotides. NCBI's taxonomy places the organism in Eukaryota, Viridiplantae, Streptophyta, Magnoliopsida, Malpighiales, Linaceae. The record is from the annotation of a GenBank genome assembly.
UGUACAUUAUAAACGGUCUAAUCGAAAAAACCUCAUAUCAAAGAAGUAUAUAUAUAUAAAACGGUAAGUAAUUUUUAGUGAUAUGAAAUAGUUGAACCACGAUAUAUCAUAAUUUCGUCACAAAAUAAACUACUACUAAUUCUUCUUUUUCUUGUACAACAAUUCUUAUUUCAACUUUGAAUUUCACUCAUUUUUAGUUAUUUAAUUACUUUCCUAGCUCAAACAAACACAUCCACAUAUGGUUUCAGGAACAAAGAUGGGACAGGCAUUCGACUGGCCAAGCCGGCUGAGCGUGGCAUCCACCGUGGCACGAGCCCUAGCCUCCAUGCACAAGAAGCUCCACGACGACGGCAUCAGCCACGGCAACCUCAAAUCCUCCAACAUCCUCCUCAACCAAAGCCUCGAGGCCUGCGUCAGCGAGUACGGCCUGCUCCCAGUCCCCGCCGACACCGACCACGACGACAACCAAAACGACGUCGACAACUCGUCCUCCGAGGGCAACAGCUUCAGCUUCAGCGAGGUGAGGUCCAAGUCCAAGUCGAAGCCCAAGAAGAAGCCGGCCCACGCGGCGGACGCGUUCCGAUCCGACGUGUACGGGUACGGCGUCGUCCUGCUGGAGAUGCUGACGGGGAAGACGGUCCAGAACAACGGCGUCAGCCUGCCGACGUGGGUCCACUCGGUGGUUCGGGAGGAGUGGACCGUCGAGGUUUUCGACAAGCACCUGAUAUCGGAAGGCGCGAGCGAGGAGAGGAUGGUCAACGUGCUGCAGGUGGCGAUCAAGUGCGUCAACCCGUCGGCCUACGAGAGGCCGGCGAUGAGUCAGGUGGCGGUCAUGGUGGAUGCGAUCAGGGAAGACGACGAGAGAUCGUCGUCGUCGCCGGGUUACUAAGAUGGGUCGGGGUUAGGGAAGAACCGGUUUGGGUGUAGGGGUUAGCUGGUUUGGUUGUUUGUUAUUAAUAUGUGUGAGUGCACCAUUAGUUUGUUCGUUUCUCGAUUAGUUUAUAGAGCAAGCAAUGUCUCGGCCGACUAAUUGUGUAUUAUUUGGAUUAAUAAAGGAUCAAAGCAUGUCUGUGUAUUCAUGAUAAAUGCAGAAUUGAGGAGUGAUAUUAUAUGUGGUUGAGGCUAUAAAUGUCUAGUGAAUUAUGCUAAUUAAGUCAUUGAAUUGAU